GCAGAGCGUCCUGGCCCGAGUAAACUGAGGAGCUGAGGCUGGACAAAGGGACACGCGGACAGACGACAGACGGAGGGCACGCCGGCCGCUGGACCCUGCUGCCUCCCCCUUUUCUCUGCCGCCGCUUGCACCCGGAGAAUGAGCCCAGCCUUCAGGGCUAUGGAUGUGGAUCCCCGCACCAAGGGCAUCCUACUGGAGCCCUUUGUCCACCAAGUUGGGGGCCACUCCUGCGUGCUCCGCUUCAACGAGACGACCCUGUGCAAGCCCCUGGUCCCGAGGGAGCACCAGUUCUACGAGACCUUGCCCGCGGAGAUGCGCAAAUUCACUCCCCAGUACAAAGGUGUGGUAUCUGUGUGUUUUGAAGAGGAUGAAGACAGGAAUUUGUGUUUAAUAGCAUAUCCACUAAAAGGGGACCAUGGACCUAUGGACAAUGUAGAUAAUUCAGAUUGUGAACCAAAAAGUAAGCUCCUAAGAUGGACAAACAAGAAACACCAUCUUCUAGAAAUGGAAAAGGCUUCCAAGGACUGGGUUCGCCAGCACCGAAAAGAAGAUAAGAUGAAAAGCCAUAAGUUAGAAGAAGAAUUUGAAUGGUUAAAGAAGUCUGAAGUCUUAUACUACAGUGUAGAAAAAAAAGGGAAUGUGAGUUCCCAACUUAAACACUACAACCCUUGGAGCAUGAAGUGUCACCAGCAGCAGUUACAGCGAAUGAAGGAGAAUGCAAAGCAUCGGAACCAGUACAAAUUUAUUUUAUUGGAGAAUCUGACCUCUCGCUAUGAGGUGCCUUGUGUCCUGGACCUCAAGAUGGGCACACGUCAGCACGGUGAUGAUGCGUCAGAGGAGAAAGCAGCCAACCAGAUCCGCAAGUGCCAGCAAAGCACAUCUGCAGUCAUUGGCGUGCGCGUGUGCGGCAUGCAGGUGUACCAGGCAGGCAGCGGGCAGCUCAUGUUCAUGAACAAGUACCACGGAAGGAAGCUAUCAGUACAAGGCUUCAAGGAGGCACUUUUCCAGUUCUUCCACAAUGGGCGAUACCUGCGCCGAGAGCUCCUGGGUCCUGUGCUCAAGAAGCUGACUGAGCUCAAAGCAGUGUUAGAGCGACAGGAAUCCUACCGAUUCUAUUCAAGUUCCCUGCUCAUCAUCUAUGAUGGUAAGGAGUGGCCCGAGGUGGUCCUGGACUCGGACGCUGAGGACUUGGAAGACCUGUCAGAGGAGUCGGCCGAUGAGUCUGCUGGCGCCUAUGCCUACAAACCUAUUGGCACCAGCUCAGUGGAUGUGCGUAUGAUCGACUUUGCACACACCACCUGCAGGCUAUACGGCGAGGACAGUGUGGUGCACGAGGGCAAGGACGCUGGCUACAUCUUUGGACUCCAGAGCCUAAUAGACAUUGUCACAGAAAUAAGUGAGGAGAGUGGAGAGUGAGCUUGCUGACUGCACUGGCACCUGAGACUCUAAACGUCCCCGGCACAGCUGUGCUGCGUCGGAAGCAACAGAGGAGGCCACGUGGCCAGGCGGUUGCCCCUGCAGCCUGGAGCUGACCCGCAGAGGCCCCUGUGAGCCCAGCCUGAGCCAGCCCUAGCCGUCCUCGGAGUCUAUUUAUUUUAACUGUUUCUUCAACAUUCCACAUCUGAUGAUGCAAAUACCUCUUUCUUCCCUGAGUGUAAACGUUCCAAUACAAAACUUUUUGUUAAUUGUA
Elephantulus edwardii (Cape elephant shrew) is the source of this 1690-nucleotide messenger RNA. RefSeq names its product inositol hexakisphosphate kinase 2 (gene IP6K2). Bases 139 to 1416 code for a protein of 425 amino acids. Gene Ontology annotation, biological process: phosphatidylinositol phosphate biosynthetic process; inositol phosphate biosynthetic process. Lineage: Eukaryota; Metazoa; Chordata; Mammalia; Macroscelidea; Macroscelididae. Gene Ontology annotation, molecular function: inositol hexakisphosphate kinase activity. The record is from RefSeq and is a predicted model, not a curated record. Gene Ontology annotation, cellular component: nucleus; cytoplasm. The transcript is spliced from 5 exons.